AUGAUAUAUGUUGUUGAGUACCAGAAAUGGGGGUUGCCACAUGCUCAUUUCCUUGUUAUCCUUAAACCCAAUUCUAAGAUUAGAUGCCCUGCUGACUUUGAUAAGUUCGUUUCUGCUGAGAUUCCUUCUCUUGCCAGCCCUCAUUUGAGGAAGAUUGUUCUGCAACACAUGAUGCAUGGCCCCUGUGCACAACUGAACCCUGAUUGUGCGUGCAUGAAACGGAGAGGUAAUGAGGGGCACUGCAAGUAUGGAUAUCCGAAGAAAUUUGCUGACAAAACAACUAAUAGCAGCGAUGGAGAAAGUGUUUGUAUUCGCAGGGUUAAUAUGGAUAACAGGUCGGUUAUUCCAUAUAACCUGUACCUAUCAUCACUCUUUGAUUGCCACUUAAACGUUGAGGUUUGUUCGACCAUAAUGGCAGUUAAAUACUUGUACAAAUAUGUGUACAAGGGCCAUGACAGGAUCUCAUUCAACGUCGUGCAGGAUGGUAGCACUGCUAUUGUUGAUGAGAUCCAAGAGUAUCAGGCUGGGAGGUGGGUUUCCCCGUGUGAGGCAGCAUGGAGGAUUUUCGGGUUCGAUCUGCUUGAGAUGUCUCCAUCAGUGUUGCCUCUGCAAAUACAUCUAACUAACUUGCAGACAAUCCAGGUAAUACCUCAUGAGAAUUUAGACGAGAUCAUUUCAAAUGACAAAAGAUCUCGAACUCAACUUACAUAA
Messenger RNA from Spinacia oleracea (spinach), 711 nucleotides. RefSeq lists its product as uncharacterized. The record is from RefSeq and is a predicted model, not a curated record. The transcript has a single exon. Lineage: Eukaryota; Viridiplantae; Streptophyta; Magnoliopsida; Caryophyllales; Amaranthaceae. The coding region runs from base 1 to 711 and encodes 236 amino acids.